This is a messenger RNA of Megalops cyprinoides (Indo-Pacific tarpon), 561 nucleotides long. RefSeq names its product myosin light chain 3-like. The transcript has 6 exons. Gene Ontology annotation, molecular function: calcium ion binding. Gene Ontology annotation, cellular component: myosin II complex. The coding region runs from base 1 to 561 and encodes 186 amino acids. Lineage: Eukaryota; Metazoa; Chordata; Actinopteri; Elopiformes; Megalopidae. The record is from RefSeq and is a predicted model, not a curated record.
AUGGCUCCCAAGAAGAAAGAAGAAGCUAAGCCUGAAGCCCCCCCCAAACCUCCAGAGCCUGAGCCCCCAAAAGAGCCAGAAUUUGACCCAUCAACCAUACAGAUUGAAUUCACAGCUGAACAAAUAGAGGACUUCAAGGAUGCGUUCCAGCUGUUUGACAGAACUCCCACAAAUGAAAUGAAGAUCACAUAUGCUCAGUGCGGUGACUUGAUUAGGGCUCUGGGCCAGAACCCGACCAAUGCUGAAAUAAUGCAUGUCCUUGGAAAGCCAAAACCAGAGGACAUGCAAUCCAAGAUGUUGGACUUCGAGACCUUUCUGCCCAUGCACCAGCACAUCUGCAAAGCUAAGGACCGUGGCACAUUUGAGGACUUUGUUGAAGGGCUAAGGGUGUUCGACAAGGAGGGAAAUGGCACAGUAAUGGGCGCUGAGCUUCGGCAUGUCUUGGCAACACUGGGUGAGAAAAUGAAAGAAGAUGAAGUGGAGCAAUUGAUGGGUGGGCAAGAGGAUGCUAAUGGCUGCAUUAACUAUGAAGCUUUUGUAAAACACAUCAUGGCAGGGUAA